AUGAUUAUAGGAUUCGCAGGGAUACUACUGAAGCUUCAUCAUCCCGACCUAAUAGACAGCGUCCCACGGCCUCAACGAGGAGACAAAGAGCGGCUCCCCAAGAUCACAUUGAGGAUACUACAUAGUAAUGUUGACGCAGAGGUUGAAGAUGUAGCUACUACUCAUGAUAGUAAUGUUGAGGUACAUGCUGAGCCUACUGAGCCAUCUCGAGUAGGUCCCAUUGAUCCAUCUUUACUUACGAGUUUUAAAACUCACAUAGCAGCUGCAAUUUGGAAUAACCAGGAACGUGAGCCCCUUAUGUGCAUGUCGAAAACAUCUACCCUUCGUGAGUGGAAUUGGUGGGGUAAUCCAAAUAAUGGUAUAUUCAAAUGGUACAUUCAGAGGUCUGGAUUAGAGCACCUUAUUAGGUGUUCUUAUCAGAAUGCUGAUAAGAUUGUGGUAUCUACAUUUGUUGAGAGGUGGCAUCCCGAAACGAACACCUUUCACAUGCCUUUUGGUGAGAUGACCAUCACAUUGGAUGAUGUGUCAUCUAUUUUAGGCAUUCCUAUGUCUGGUACACGAGGUCUCCUCUUGCCCUCACCUCCAUAA
Messenger RNA from Prunus armeniaca (apricot), 588 nucleotides. The record is from the annotation of a GenBank genome assembly. NCBI's taxonomy places the organism in Eukaryota, Viridiplantae, Streptophyta, Magnoliopsida, Rosales, Rosaceae.